Messenger RNA from Topomyia yanbarensis, 14030 nucleotides. Its product is annotated as acid sphingomyelinase-like phosphodiesterase 3b. The record is from RefSeq and is a predicted model, not a curated record. Lineage: Eukaryota; Metazoa; Arthropoda; Insecta; Diptera; Culicidae. The transcript is spliced from 10 exons. The coding region runs from base 1518 to 3437 and encodes 639 amino acids.
GAUCAGUUUAAUGUGAUACCAUCGGCCCGUUCGGAUGUGUUUUUCGCGGUGUCCUCGCGUUGCGGUUUUCCCCCUAAAGGCGGUGGUCCCGUCAGUGUGUGCAUCAGCUGUGUGUAUUAAGCAAAGCUUGAAAAUCUGGUUCUCACUGGUCGCGAGAAAGCCUACGCACAUAUUGGAUGUUUGCUCGGUAACCUCAGACCACACGUCUGGGUCUAUAGAUUAGUACCGUUUGAAGUAUUGCCGUAGGCUUGGAGUGAAAGUCGACCAAAUCUCAGCGUAAGACGUGACGGAACGCCCAUAAGGUGGUUGGUUUUUUUUGCUACCCUGAAACGGUGCACGGAUCACAUAAGGAUAGGAUGCCUUGAGUUGAAAAACGGAAAAUUGUGCGUGAGUGUGUAUGUGUGUGCGUGUUGGCAAUUUGCAUUAAACACAUUUUUGAUCAGCGAAAGUGCGGCCUGCUGCGAUGCUGGCGGAUGAAAGGUGUCAGUAAAGAAGAUAAAAAUAUGAGUUUCGAGUUGGGAACUCGUUGGGAAGCGUGAUUUUGUGUGUGAGUUCGAGAGUGAAAAAUCUUGCGUUCGCGGUGGAAGCUCUGCAUGUGACUAAAAAGAUCAAAAGCGAGAAACAGCUAGGAUAUUAAAAGACAGGAGAAAGCAAAAAAAAAAAAGAACCGUAUCCCGGCAGCAAAGUUACUCGAAACCGACUCAAGGAUAGCACGAUCCGUGCCGAAGUGACCCCGGGAAAGCCCUAUCAUUAUCGUCGUUUUAUCAAAGCUUACAUUUUUAAUGACGAUCUGACAGCUUCUGUUCGGUGCCAAACGGAAACCGGUGAUUGUGCUAGAAAGUUGGUGGUUAACCGUGUCCCUUUCGAGCAGCUCAAACUGACUGACUGAACUCAAUGAAUGACAAGCUGAAGGCAAUGAGAAUUAAGGCGGCCACAUACCUGAUCCUUAAUAUUAAUGAGUUUUCGAACUGAAGGGAGGGGUGGAAUCUUUCCCGGAAUUUGCUUAGUUUAGGACUUUGAAUUAUUGUCAGUCUCAAGUUCGAAGCGAGAAGUGAUAGACAAAGUUUAUUUUAACUUAAAGUACGCCAAAAAUAAAAUAAAAACACGUGCGCGUAAUUGUGGAAAGUGAUUUGCUUCGUUUACCGACCGGGGUGUACAAAGAAAUAAAGUAAUUAUUUUGCUACCAGGUUUUUAUGUGUGCCCCUGUAAGGAACGGGAAAAAGUUUCGUAAGACAUGUUCUUCGAGUUACAGGUGAAUUUCCCUCGAGACGAACCCCUCAAAAGUUCCGCUUAAACAAUGUGAGAAACAAUCGCCUGAACUGGGGGAAAACUUUUGUGACACACUUAAGUGGGAAGAGAUUUAAUUCCAAACGUAAAUCCCACAGCGGAUGAUGUUGCUCCAACUGAUAGACUCCGUGGGAAAGUAACCACACUGUGAAAAAGUUUUUGCUGUGUUCAAAGGAAAGGGCGCCAAGCAGGAAAAAAUUAACGAAAAAGGCAACCCAAAUGUCGAAUGCAUGAAACAUAAUGGAUUACCUGGGCAACUUAAAAUGGACCUCUACAGACGAUUGAAGGUCUUCCCGGUCGUCGCCUUAACAUGGGUAUGCUUUGCUGCAAUAUGCUGUGUUAAUUUGACGGAGGCGAGAAUUGGAUACUUCUGGCAUAUAACGGAUUUACAUUUCGACUCGUACUACACCACCAAGGGAGAUAUUUUUCGAAGUUGCUGGUACAACGAACACCACUCCAGUACGAGUAACAUCAAGCGGCCCGGGACAUUCGGCGACUACAUGUGCGACAGUCCAUGGAGUCUACUGGAAUCGGCUACCCAAGCGAUGAAAUCCAAACAGGGCGAUAACGUUGAGUUUGUGCUGUGGACCGGCGAUGGCUUAUCACACUCGGCCAAGCGGUUACACGAGACGAGCCGGCUGGAGCUGCUGCGGAACAUCACCGAGCUGAUGAGUCGUACCUUUCCAUCGCAGUUCGUCUUCCCGGUGCUCGGUCACGAGGACGGUAGUCCAAACUUUGUGCAGCUGGGUGAACUGUGGCGCCACUGGUUACCAUCGGAGGCACUGCAGACGUUCGAGAAAGGCGGUUACUACACAAUCGAGCAGACCAAGAGCCGCCUGCGGAUAAUAGCUUUAAACACCAACUACAUGCGCCACGACGCCAAAUACUCGCAGUCGCACUCGUCGGCGGUGAAACAGCGACCGGAUGGGUCGAUCCAUUAUACCGGUGGCAUCGGUCACGGGUACGAUCGGGACCAUCACAUGGGCCUCGGUAAGCACUACCAUCGGGACUAUAGCAGCGUGCCCGGUGGUGUGGGGAGCCCCGGGGGUUAUCCCGUGUACAGUGAUAGAAGGAAUAGCUAUAGCAGCAGUAGUAUCGUAGAUGGCGGCGGCAGCAGCAGCAGCAGCAGCGGCGGCGGCAGUAGUGGAAGCAGUAGCAGCAGUAGCAACGGUGGCCACGUCAGUGCAUUAUCGGGAUCAAGCAGCCACGAGUCGGAGAAGCAGUGGGAGUGGCUCGAGGAUGUGCUAGCGAAAUCCAGUAGAAAUAAAGAAACUGUAUAUAUAGUAGGACACAUACCACCAGGAUCGGAUGAGCGUCAUAUUGGCCACUCGAUGCCGUACGGACACACGAGCUUCACCGAGAAAAACAACCUGCGCUAUCUGCGGCUGGUGAAGAAGUACUCGUCGAUUAUUCAGGGACAGUUUUUCGGCCAUCUGCACUCGGAUUCGUUCCGGGUUGUCUAUAAUGACAACGGAAAACCGGUCUCGUGGAUGAUGAUUGCCCCCUCGAUAAGCCCCCGGAGAAUGGGCGAGUCGAACAACCCAGCGAUGAGGUUGUACAAAUUCGACACCGAUACUGGACAGGUCUUGGACUACACCCAAUACUAUCUGGAUCUGGCACAAGCUAACCUUCAGGAGGAGGCAGUGUGGAUUCCCGAAUACAACCUAACAACGUACUAUUACGGCCUAGGAGAGGUUUCGUCGGUGGCGCUGCACAACUUGGCCGAUCGGUUCACCAAUGCGGAUGAUACACAGUUUAUGAAAUACUACCGCGCCAACUCGGUCCGCCACUCGACGCAGUCCUGCGAGGGGGUCUGCCUGCUCAAUCACUACUGUGCCAUAACGCGACUGGAUUACCGCGAGUUCCGCAGCUGUCUGGAGACGGCCGCCAAGGCAAUGGCUUCCAAAAAUGGUUCCGCCGGAACGCGCGCUAUCACUAUGAUUCCCCUGCUGGUACUACUCUCAUUGCUCAUCGGUGGUUGCCGUUGCUGUUCCACCGUCGAUCUUCUGUGGCGUACGGUUCGUGUUGUGCUGAUCGCUAUAACAACCUUCGUGACGACUGCUGCUGCACUGGCUGCCACCGGUUCGUCACCACACGGUAACGGAUAUCCUGCAGUCUCCGGCGGCGACGGUCAUCGUUAUCGCCCCUAGAGAGAUUAGUGGCCACAUCGUGAUUGUGCGUAGCUUUUCCUUUUGUUUUCCCGCGUUCGCUGCAAACGAUUGUAAAAAAAAUGGAAAUAUUUUGCGUAUUCAUUUAAUUUAUUGAUUUUUUGCCGGUUCACUUCAUCUCGAAUAACAAAUUACUGUGGAACCACACCGGGGCCGCGGUCGAUGUGAAACAUGAGUGUUAUCGCUGGUGUGCGCUAGUGCUGCGGGAGAGAGAGAGAGAGAGAGAGAGAGAGAGAAAUAUGCCCGGAAAGCAUCCCCGGAUUGAAGGUGCAAAAACCGGACAAUAUAGAACAGCGCUUUUGUGGUUUACGUGUCCAUAGCACCUACCAAAGCACCAAAGCCGCCAGAGGCUAGCUGGGAGGGGACACGCGAAAAAAGCAGCGUUACCGGUCACUGGUAAAUUUAAACAAAUGUAUGCCAGCAAAUUAUUUUUUGUGUAAACGAUAACAGAAUAUGCCUGGGAGCGCGCAAAAACGAGGAGGGAUUACUGCGGCCUUGCUGCUAUUAGCGAUGGGUUUGCACUUUUUUUUUCUCCGCCUGCUUCGCUUGUUAUUCUGGACGGAUUUGGAGGCUUGCUUGCAGCUCUGGCCAUGAUGAUGAUGAUGAUGAUGAUGAUGCUGAAGCUGCCGCUUCGUUGACCGGUUAUCCCCCCAGUGAAGUUUCGUCGGUCUGAUCAACAUCAUCAUCGUCGUCAUCAUCAUCAUCCGCAUCGUCGUAAUAACCGGCCGCAGUCAGGUUCGAACCAAGUCAACAUCCGUUGAUAAUCCCUCCCGGGAACUCCGAACCGAAUGAAGUCGCUACGGAUUUUGUUUGCGUCCUGUAAUUGGGAUGUUGGCUCUUUUGGUUUUUUUUUCGUCAUCAUCAUCAUCAUCAUAAACUCGGAAGCGUCAUAGAGAAUGAGCGAAUGAAACGCAAACGAAGAACUGAUAUGUUAUUUCGUUGCCAUUUUUUUCGGCAGCGAAAAAAAAGUUAAAAGAUUGUCCAGUCGCAGAGUUGAAACGGUACGGCUCCGUGGGAUUGCUGCGUUGAAUAAUGCAAUUAUGUGGGUGGGCUUUACUGUGGGGGCUCAGGAUGGCGAACAAAAGAUCGUUCGCUUUGAGAGGAAUUCAUAGAAAAAAAUGAUUUCAGAACUCGUGUUUUAAUUAAAACUUGGAAUCAUUGCUUUGCUCGAAGUUAUUUUAUAGAAAUCAAUGUUUUUUGAUAGUAGUCAAGAGUAGAUCCACAAAAAAAGUUCUGGGAAGAUAAAAUGGGAAACCCCGGUGACGUAAGACAGAUCAAAGCCAGUAUAUACAAAUUUCGUAAAAAGCUUGUAAAACUUAAACAUAUAGAGUAUUUGAGGCAUGGUUAGUUUAAAAAGAUUUCUUUAAUUGUAUCUAAAGACCCUUUAACAAUAUGUCGCUCGGGUAUUUUUGUACAGCUUAGUAGGUUAAUUUUUCUAGUCGGCCUUCCACAAUAAUCACUUUGUUGUAUUCUCGUGGCAUCGAGAAAACGUAGAGUAGGGUUUGUUACGGUUGCAGCUUUCUGUUAUAGUCGCUCAAUUUGAUUCAUUAAGAGAUGGUGUUUCGGUAUUACUCCAUCGUUUGCGACCUUUGAACUUCUUUUUUUUCCAGGAUUCCUGCGACGUAGUGCCACAUUCGUCCUCCUAUAUUCCAAGUGCCUAACUUGUCAAGGAUUAAUCGUCUCAAUCACGUAUCAUGCGCUUUCUAUUUAUCCUAGAAAAAAUCUUGGGCGAAACAUUUCCAAUUCAUGGCCUCUAUGCAAAAUCUCUUCCGGCUCAGUGGUCUACGGUAGAUCUUCCCUAUUCUAAGAUCGUCUGGAGUAUGUGGAACAGUCGCUUGUUUAUCAUUCGCUCAAAGAUCUUUCCUACGCAACUGUUGAGAUAAAUUUGACGGUGGUGUCCUCAUUGCUGAUUCCACCUUUUUAUUCAACCAUGAAACUUAUUUCUGUUCUAAACACCCAGAUGUCACUGAAAUGCAUAUUUCCACUGAUUCAAUAAACUCUUCGGUAAUUUGCUCCAUUAGCUAGUCGGAAUCACCUUUUGGAUGAUUGUUAAACGGGGCCUUUAUCAAUCUGGUUCCCAAUCUUCGUCGAAUGUUGAUUUACGUACAAUGGGGUUCGCGAGAUCGUUCUCGGAAGUUUAAUAAGUAAAUCUCCGAUCAACUGUGUGAACCAACAAGUGACAUCGAUACGAGAUCCUUUUCCAGUUCUCUGGUUAACAUACAUUGGUUCUCAAUGGUUUAGAAGUACAAGAUCACACUUCCCGAAGAUUUCCUAAAAACUGUUCCUCUGGCACUGCAGAAUUCAGAUAGAUUCAGAAUGGUACCCGUUUGUGUCGUUCUGUUUUUUUACAAUUAUAGCCUCUAGAUGACUUGCUCUUCACUGGCCGUGCCGAGCGGGGAGACCAUUAUUUUUUAUCGGUACCUAAAAGCGAAUAGCACGCAAGCAUUUUUAACUCACGCUGAAUGCGAAAAGAGCAUCUGUGCUGCAAAAACUCGAUAACUGGUCCGAAAAUAUGUGACUUCCACUUCUGAGAAAUAAUUGAGUUUAAAAAUAUCUAAAUCAGCAUAUUUACUAUCAUUUAAAAAUAAAAAAUCAACAGAUCCCGAUUGGCCAAGAUUUCACAAAUUCGGUGGUCUCGCUUGGACUCUCAAGGAAUCUUCUGACCAAACAAAAUGCUCGAUGUCUUGAUAACCAGUACCACACACGAUUAGUUCACGAUCAAUGAUCCCAAAAAGAAAUAAACGUGCAUAGUUUAUAAAGCCAGCGAACGUAGAUGAUCUGAACCUCGAUUUCGGGCAAUGCGCAAACAAUGAUACUGUAUUCGUUCCACGUUGCUAAUAUGAGUGUUUGCGGCAGUACAUACUCAGUUACUGAGAGUAUAAUUAUAUGAUACAACCUUUGUAAGUUUUCCUAGCGAACACCCUACCAAGAUUAAAUUAAUGUGCGAAUAAAAUUAAUUACUUGUUGGCAUCCCGAUCAGAAUGAAAUAACAAGAUUAUAACAGAACACAAUUUUUGUAACAUAUUGUGUUAUAAAUUAGGUCUCGUUAGUAGUUAAAAUAACAGAAAUUUAUAACAAGUAAUAAUGCGAGAUAUAAUUUUGAAAUAUUUCUGUUAUGUGUUUCUGAUCGGGAUUUAGUCCUGAUGUAUCCUCUUCAAAUGUAUUUAGAGUACAUAAAUGCGAAACAUCAGCGAUAAUUCUAUCCACUGUUAGAAGCUGAAGUUGAGCUGGAUCACGCUUCAUUGAAAUCCAGCUCAAUUUCGAUCUUGAAGAACUCCAUACGCGAAUUUACAGCCAAAGUGAAAAAAAUAUUCAAAGAUACCUUGCAUUGUUUUUUUUUACAAAUUUGUAGUUCUGUGAUAGAAUCCACGCCAUAAUUCGCCAUUUAUGUUGGUGUUUAUGAGUUGGCAAGAUAUUUAUCAAUGCUAUUCAGGUAUAAUUUGGAAAAAAGAGGUUUAAACAAGAGCCUUGUCGAAACAAGAAAUUAUUCGAAUAGUUUUCGUUGUAAGCAGCGCAAACAAAUUAAAUUUUGUGAAAGGCAAGCAGAAUUCAAUCGGCCGAUACGAAUUGUGGCAGGAAACUAGUCAUCCCGAUUUGUGAAUAACAAUUAAUGUUACAUCUGCAGAAACCAGUUGUAUAAAUUCAAUUAUCGACUCUUUGCUGGAUCAGGUAAGAUACUUCAAAGAAUCUAGUUUGAUUCUGUCUGACCCAACUGUAACAGCAUAUAUUUUAUUUUUGAUAGGUUCAAGGAACGAAGGUUUUCGUUGAAAACGUCGUUAGUGAUUUUAAAUCCGAUUCAAUGUCACGCACAAUAUGCAGGCAGUUAUUGUUCGGGUAAAACAACGCUGUGUCAUCUGCGAAAAGACGAGGAGUCCUUUUCAACCCGAGUCUACCUAGGUCAUUGAUGUAUAAUAAAAAUAACAGUGGCCCUAUAUUACUGCCUUGAGGCACUCCUAUUUCUAUCGGUCUAUAAGAGUCUGCUCCAAUAGAUACGAAUUGGUUUCUAUACGACAGAUAGCUUUGAAUAAUCUGAUUUGCUAAUCCCCUGAUACCAUAGCAUUCUAACUUCAUAAGUAAGAUUGAGUGAUCCAGAGUAUCGAAUGCAUUUUAGGUCCAGAAAAAGGGCACCAACAAUUCUUUUGCCUUCAAUUUGACUAAUGAUGGAGUCAAUUAGUUCGGUCAUUACAAUUAAAGUGCUGCAGCCCUGUCUGAACCCGUACUGGUAGUGAUAAAUUAUGUUGUGUUUGUUCAAAAAUUCGAGUAGUCGAGUGAUGAGCAAUUUCUAGAGAAUUUUAUUGAAAAUGCACAAUGUUGAAAUAGGUCUAUAGUUGCAAGGUAGGUUUGGAUCACCAGCUUUGAAAAUUGGAACUAGUCGGGUUAUUUCUAAACAUUAUAGGUACCUACCGGUUUGAAUUAUUAAAUUAAAAGCUUUGGUUAGGAUUUUUGCAAAAGUGGUACAGUUACUCCUUAGAACACUAACGAGAAUCUUAUCAGGACCACAGCUGUUAUUUUUUAGUCUCAGUGACUCUAAUAUUAUUGCAAAUUAGGCUGAUGGGAACAUCCGACUUUGAACGACUAAAAUAGUAUUAAUAUUAAUAUUAAUGCCAUUUUUGGUCGUUAUUGACUCUUUGAAAGUAAGCUCUAAUUAAAAUAUCACGAUGACAUGACCAGAAAUUACGAAAAUCGUGACUAAGAUCCUAAAAUCAUGAACAUUAAUCCCGCUAGUCUGACAAAAAAUCCGAGAGAAAACUCAUGAAAAAUCGCGAAGAAGCCAUGUAUAUAUUCGAGGCGAACUUGUUUUUUGAAAAUACAAAUAGUUUUAUGGCUAGGAGGUUUAUUAUUCAUAAUUUCAAUAACUUGGUCACGGUUUUCGUAAAUUGCUCAGUUAAAGAAAUCAUGACCUUUUGUUCGUGAAUUUAUGAACGGAUUUUUUUUCCGUUUAUAAUCUAUUUUCUUCAACGACCAUGUCUCAUAUCCAUACAGAGCAACAGGGAGUACCAGCAUGUAUGGAGAAAGAUUUGUACGUGUCCGUAGACUACGGGACUUCAGCUGAAUACGCAAAUCGUAGAAGAUUCCAUUUAUAGUCUUUAACCGCAUUUUUUUCUCACGUUAUCACAUGUCACUCCAAGAUAUAUGAACUCGUCGACAACCUCUUACCGCGUUCAUUUCUAUCUCGGAACACGCACCGUUCUGGCGACUUGGUUCUCUUUCAACUACAAAUUACUUUAUUUUGUCAGAGUUUAUACCCAGUCUGAUAUUGGCAGCUUCUCUUUUAAAAGGCACAAACGCCUCUUCCACUGCUCUACGAUCGACUCCAAUGGUGUCUAAGUCAUCCAAAAAUCAAGAAGCAUGUCAGAUCUUUUAAUGAUUGUACCAUACUUUUACACAGCAGUUUUUGCCAUCGGACUUUCAUGAACAACAAAUCAGGAAGAGCAUCGCUCUGCUUCAAUGCAUUGACCGUAACUAAUGAGUAGGAUGUCUCUUUGGUUAUUUUGUAGCAUGGUAUCUGAAUCGUACACUGUCCUGAAAUCCACACACAGGUGAUGAGUUCGCAAGUUGUAUUACCAAAAUACAGAUGGGUCUUCUAAGGAACAACUACUGACAUCGCGGGCCAUUACUUCGCUGAAUUGGUGCAAAAAGUGUAAAAUUAAAAUUCCAGAAUAAAAUUCUAACUCCAACCAGCAUGGAUAACUGAAUAUAGAUAUCCUAACAACUUCGUCGAUUAUGUUCAAAGUUUUCGAAGCUGGAUUCAAUAACUUCAAUUAUAGUUAUAGGGUCCAAUAAUAUUUAAUGAAUUAGUUUUGCAACGAAGAAAUAAUCUAUGUUUUCAACCGAGAGUUGAUAUUGGCUCCAAACAGGUGGCAAUGGCAUUCCCCAUUUAUCUUCAUGAGAGAAAAUCUCCAAAGUACAUUCUAGGAAUUCACGUUGCUCUGUUUUCCAAAUGAACUAACUUUACGAACUUUAAUUUAUUUUCUAGAUUGAACACCUGUCAAUUUUAGUAGAACUAUAAUUUGGAAUUCCUGCUCAAAUGCACCAACCGACUCCGGUUCAACAGAAAUCCGUAGACCUACGGAGAAAUCCAGAGGGUUGGCCAUCCUGUGUCGAUUUAAAAGAGUCGGAAAAGACUCAGCAGUUUAACGAGGAAGUUCGACUGUUGGUACGCCCGGACACCACAGCAGAGUCAACUGAGUAUGCGUUACUAAAUACGGAGCCACUUACUUUUCCUUACGUUGCUGUCUGCAGUUCAAACGUAACGUGAGCUCGUUCCGAUCUGCGCUGCAGAGAAUUCGCUAAAACUACUUGUCUGUACACCUUCUCGAUGUCCGUAACCAGAGCGAUUCGAUACAUUUGAAUCAUCACAAUGUGAAGUAGAUCUUUCUGAGCUAUGUGUCCGAUCAGAAGCGUAUCGUGGAGCAAAAAUUCUAACACCCUUUUUCAGGACUUGUCGAAUAGUACCCUAACCUUCGUUGUGAUGCUUGCCACCUUUAAAAUCGGAUGAUUUGGAGAAUAACAGUAUUACUUCACGCCUCUAGAAUCACUCCCCUUCACAUCGAUUUUCUUUGGAAAAUUAUAGCUUCAAACUCUCAAAAACUGCGAAGCAAUGCGGCUCCCAAAUCUUCAUUGAAAAUGGAGAGAUUAUAGAUCCGGGGAAUUCAGGUCGAUCUACUCGAUGCGGUAUCAGGGACUACCCAUCCGACUGGCAUUUCAACUACCCUGUGAAAAUCGUAACCGAGCGAGUUAUUCCUAUUAGUAUGGAGUUCCCAAGUGGCCUCACUUACAAUGGGGUAGAGAUUUUGACGUAGGACUACGUCUUUGUUUUCGAUAUGGGGGUGCACGUUGCAAAUUCAACAAAAAUGGUAUGUAACGAAAAGUGGUCCAAUUUUAAACGCUUUUAAUUCAGCCAUCUUACGGUAAAUUUUCAAAUUUUUUUCGCAUAUCGCUCAGAAAUACUUCUAAGAAUAGAUUCCAAUAGAUAAAACCAAAGAUUUUUGAUCUCAUGGCAUUAAAAUUUUAAAUAAUGUUCAACAUAGUUAAAAUACCACGCAUUUGCACACAGAAGGCUGCGCUUCCCUAGUCUGGCACGACAGAUUUAUGUACCUAACGCGCAACGCUUCUAUGAAUGACGUCAUCAUCAACUAUUUAAAGAGCAUAUUUGGUAGGACAAGCUCAGUUGCCUCUUGGACAGCAGGCAGAGCAGAGCACAGCGCUGCAUUCUCCCACCGCCAGUGUAGCAGAGGCUAGCGUCGUGGUACUAGUUGUCUCUUUCGCACCACCCAUCAUCACCAGCGUUGACUCAUUUUGUUUGGUGCGUAUCUUCCAUUCGUGUAUGGACACGAUGUACUGGCACAGCUUUUUGAUUCAAGCACGGUAAACCGUUCGCUUGUGUAGGUAUAUCCAAGUGUUGCGUGUAUGAUAGAAAUCUGAGCUUUCGUUGCGCGAAGCGAAAACCUUCGGGUUUUCUUUGCAUUGUCGUCUCCAUGACAGGCUAAGAAAGUGCAACGAAGGCUUAUUAUUUACGUUUCAUCAAUUUAUUGAUUCCACGAGAUUCAUUUCCACUCAACCUAUCCCACUUUGAUUCUACCAAUACAUAGGUACUACAAAGCCUAUUUAUGAAUGGAUGCAUUGUUACUCAAAAAAUCGCUGCAAAAAAUGCAUCUAAGUCCAUCCAUAAAACUAUUUUCGAUUCUUGUAUAUGUUUUGCUUCGAUAUAUGAUUAAGACCACUGCAUUCGCUACAUUUAUGUGUACUUUAGGAAAAUUACAAUAACGGCAAAAUAAAACUAUAAAGCUUGUCCUAUAGAAGAACUGUGACUGUAUUGUCUAAAACAUGAUUUUUAGGCAUCGGUCUGGUUGUUUACAGCAUACAAUAGAAAACUUUUUAAAAUUUUAAAGCAGUUCCAGAUAUUAGUUCGGUUUUCCAUCGCAGUUUUCUGUCUGCUUUCUUUAAUCGGAUUCGAUCGCUCAUUGUAAAUAAAGUGACCUGAUGAGCAAGACGGUUUGAUUCAUGAAGUGAACUGUAGAAAGAAAUGUUUGAUUAAUUAUUAAUCCAAAUGUAAUAAGAAAUUAAAUAUUUCACAUAUUGCAGUCUUACGUCUACAAUUCGUACAACCCCAUAGGGCUGUCCCUUGUAGUUUUUUUUCUGGGGCUUGGAACCGCAAAUCUUCUUAUCCAAUCUGCGGAAAUUACAACGCCAACACAUUGACUACUUCAGCUAUUAAAAUUAAUUUCAAACGCAUUGAACUUGAAUUAUACAAAUUAAGGUGACUCAAUUUUUACAAAAUAUAAAAAUACUUUGUUCAAUUUGAUUAAAAGUAGCUGGUUGAAACAAUGAAUUGAAUGAAAAACAGUAAUUUUAGCUACUGAAUGUGGGUGAACUUACUGAUUAUCAAAGUUGCAAGCGAACACUUUUAUCAUUAACUUUCUAAUUUUGUUCUUUAAAUAUUACAUCAAUAUUGGAAACAAAAAUAUGUAAUGAUUACUUCGAAAGAUGAUGAAAGUUACCCCGGCUUACGGUAGUCAGAAACCUUCACAAAUACAGUGGCACACUGUUGAAUAGAAGAAUCUUCACGCUAAUCGGUUCUCGUUAUCGUUGUUGCAGUAGGCCAUGCAUUUUCGAGUGGAAACAUCAAAGCGGAAGGAUCAACUUGGACCAUUUAUAUUUGUGAUGGGAUGUUUGAGGUUAAAUUCAUAUGUUUAAUUUAAAAAAAUCUGCAAUUUUUUCUCAUUAUAAUUAAUUUGUGAUUUUUUUUUGUGAGACAUGUCCAACACAGUUUUAAUAAGAUUUUCUACGAAAUCUCUCUAAAUCUGUCUUAUUUCACCGGCAUUUCUUAAUUUGUUUUUCUUGUCAGAAAAUCAAAUAUGUCUGUGAAAAUUUCUGGCUUUUGGACUAUUCUAUAAAGGUUCUAUAGAAUUUGAAAUCAUUAGGAAAUAAGUUAUUGACCUGAACUUGUGAUACGUAGCUCGCCAUUCGAUUAUACCUCGAGAACGAAUCAUUCUUAGUGUCCAAGAAUAUUACACUAACUUGCAAUUGUUCAAAUCGUUAGAAAUGGGAUAAAGAAUGUUACGAAACAGUCUGUUAAAAUUUUGCUUAGUUGUAAAAACAGUUACCUAACUCUUUUCUCACGCUUAGGUUACUUUCAAAAAAAUGUAUUGCCAAACUCCGGCGACUUAUGAAGAUUCAUUGUUUCACCACAUCGAUACUGCAGUAAGCGAAGCAUUCAAUAAUCCAGCGCAAAUGUUCACAUUUGCCUCCGAAAGACAGUCGACAACCGACAAUAAAUCAGCUCCACGGAAUCUGCCGUUAGAAAAGAUUACAUCUUCCGCAAAAUUGAACUGGAAUUAAAUCCGUUUCUCAGUGUACACACACACACUUACAAAAGGGUGACCAUUUAUAGCUAAACUGAGCUAGCCGAAUUAAAACGCUCUACCAUUAAGACAUACCGUAGAAGAAGAUGAAAAAAAGCGUCCAGUCCAUUUGGAGAGCACAGAAAAGUACCACAUAAAUCUUGCGAAUGGCUUUUCGUUUCUAAACCCGAACGUGGAAGCAGUGCUGACCGGAGCGGCCGCAGUAAGACCCCCCCAGUCGCCUCGUAAGAAAUGAACGUAUCGAGCUGGAAUUAAAACCGCCGGCAGGAAGAAAAUGGGUUAAGAUAUAAAUAAACGGCGAUAGAGACAGAAAGAGAGAGAGAAAGUGAAGGUAGAAAAACUAGUUGAUUCAACAUUAUUUAUUUUUGCUAAAACGAGGGAAUUUAAUGUGAUAAAACUGAUUGAUCGGGAAUCUUAAAAUUAAAUGACGCGAAGCAAAACGGAUCGGUCGGAAUGGAAAUUUAUGGUAAUGGCCAUCAGAAGGGAUGCAAUGUAAAUACUCUCUACACCCGGCCGGCUCUCGAAGCAUGGCAGAGAACGAUAGCUAAUUAUGUGAAUGUUUAUUUUUUCUUUCGCUACGACUAUUCGGAAUCUGAAUGCAAAAUAUUUAUACAUAAUGCCAAGUGUUUUUUGUUUGGGGGCCUAUAAGUAUAGAAAAACUCAUGCAAAAUCAAAGUUUAAAAAUGUAAAUCUAGCUGCUUAGGUAAGGUGAAAAAAAUGUGUAUAAAUCUAACAGGAAACUCGAUUUUAGCUACUGACUGGUGUUUGUCUGGAGACAGACGGAAAAAGAGAGAAAUGGGAUAUUAGAACUAAUCUAAUCCGAAAAAUUCAUACCAAUUUGUUGUCUGUUUGGAGGCGAUCAUAUUUUACAUAAAUCCCAUUAACUAGAUUUUAUUAUCCGGACCGCGGAGAAACAGAAUCCCUAGGAGAAAUUAACAAAUAAAUGAAGGAUUUUAGGAAAGCUAGAACCGUUUGGUCAAAUACCAAACCCUGAAUGAGAUGCCAUCUCUGACAGCGGAAAACACUUCAUUCACCUUUAGGAAAUACUAAAAUGCUACCAAAACCAAGAACGAUUAGCAGCAGUACAUGAAAAACACCGUGCAUAUAUAUUACAUCAAGAAAAGAACAUGAAAACCGACAACCUAAACGACAGCCAGAAGGAACAGAUGUUAAGUUCAAUAAAGGAGUAAAUGUUUUUAAAUAAAUUGUA